UCGCAGAGUUGUCAUGGCGUCUUCGAGAGCGACGGUGCUGCUGCUGCAAUUGAGCUAAAAAUCUGUCGACAGUGUGUUGAUCGAGAUGGAGAACUACGCGAACCUGCAUCGAGACGCGGACGGCAGCUCCGUGUGCGCCACGAUAGCGGCGGACACGAGCGACGUGAGUGUCGGCGGCGGGGGGAAAGGAGCGGUCGACAGACGCAAGAAUAGUCAGGCUCCUCUCAGUACUUUGGUCAGCGGUAGUUGUAAUGACAGCACCGCGGACGUCCUCGCUCCCUGUGCGGUCAGUGUCACGUCCAGUGCCGGUGAGUGUGACGCCUCAGCGGCGCUGGAAGUUUCACCGCCAGCGCCGGAGGCUUUGAAGACGGACAGCGUGGCAGGCGGCUCAGGGUCGGGCUCCGAGGAUGUGGUCAGUAACGGGAUGGGGCAUGAUGAUGAUGAUGAUGAUGAUGACGACGACUCGGUGCUGCUGGCCGCACAAGAUAGAGAGGGUGGUGCCUCAAAGUUGGUAAACAACAAAAGCGAAGGUCCGUCGCCGCCUCGCGCUCAGCACAGCACAGAUUUGUGUGCUGAGGUUUUGGCUCCUUUGGCUCAACUUGCCAAACCCACGCACUUGUGUCCGGACAAUGCAAUCACAGCAGCGGGAGACGUAAGGCCGGGGCUGCCCGGGGAUCGCACCUUAUCGGAGGGAUUGCCGAGUGGGAGUGACCGCGAUGUCAGCCUCGGCGGAGAGUCCCGAAGCAUAGAUUCACUCGAGUCCUUCUCCAACCUGAACUCGUGCCCCAGCUCGGACCUGAACAGUGAGGGUUUGGAGGACCGAGGACUGGCUCUGGAGGACCGAGGACUGGCUCUGGAGGACCGAGGACUGGCUCUGGAGGACCGAGGACUGGCUCUGGAGGACCGAGGACUGGCUCUGGCCCUGCACAGCGACCACAGCGCCGAGGGGACAAAGAGCCUGUGCAGCAAGGAGCGAGCCGCGGCCGGACAGUCCAUUUACCACAUCAAGUGGAUCAAGUGGAGGGAGGAGAACACGCCGAUCAUCACCCAGAACGAGAACGGACCGUGUCCACUGCUGGCCAUCAUGAACGUCCUGCUGCUGGCGUGGAAGGUGAAGAUGCCACCGAUGAUGGAAAUUAUCACUGCAGAGCAGCUGAUGGAGUAUCUCGGGGACUACAUCCUGGAAACCAAACCUAAAGAAAUAUCAGAGGCUCAGCGACUCAACUAUGAGCAGAACAUGAGUGAUGCCAUGGCGGUGCUGCACAAGCUGCAGACGGGUCUGGACGUCAACGUGAAGUUCACAGGGGUGCGGGUGUUCGAGUACACCCCAGAAUGCAUCGUGUUUGAUUUGCUGGACAUCCCCCUGUACCACGGCUGGCUGGUCGACCCUCAGAUGCAGGACAUCGUCAAGGCCGUGAGCAACUGCAGCUACAACCAGCUGGUGGAGAAGAUUAUAUCCUGCAAACAGUCAGACAACAGCGAGCUGGCAGGUGAAGGCAUCGUGGCAGAGCAGUUUCUGAGCAGCACGGCCACUCAGCUGACGUACCACGGCUUAUGUGAGCUCACGUCCACCGUGCAGGAGGGAGAGCUCUGCGUCUUCUUCAGGAAUAACCACUUCAGCACCAUGAUCAAGUACAAGGGUCAACUCUACCUCCUGGUCACAGACCAAGGUUUCCUGACGGAGGAGAAAGUCGUGUGGGAGAGUCUGCACAACGUCGACGGAGACGGAAACUUCUGUGACUCAGAGUUCCGGUUGCGUCCGCCCUCGGAUCCAGAGACCGUGUACCGCGGACAACAAGAUCAGAUAGACCAGGAUUAUCUGAUGGCUCUGUCGCUGCAGCAGGAGCAGCAAAGCCACGACCUCCAGUGGGAGCAACUUCCCGAGGGCAUCAGUGACUUAGAGCUGGCAAAGAAGCUUCAGGAAGAGGAGGACAGACGAGCGUCCCAGUAUUACCAGGAGCAAGAGCAGGAGCAGGCGGCGGCAGCGGCAGCAGCAGCAGCAGCAGCAGCAGCAGCAGCAGCAGCAGCAGCACAGGGUCAGCAGGAAGGAGCUGAAGGAGACGAAGCAGACCGAGGAGGAGGCGCAGGAGCAGGUGGAGCAGUGGCUGGGACGGCAGCAGGAGCAGCAGCAGCAGGAGCAGCAGGAGCAGCAGGAGCAGCAGGAGCCACAGCCAGUCCAGGAAAACAGUCGAGCAGUGGGGAACGAAAAACCAAGAAAGAAGUGAAGGAGAAAGACAAAUGUGUUAUUUUGUAACAUACAGU
Solea senegalensis (Senegalese sole) is the source of this 2262-nucleotide messenger RNA. RefSeq names its product MINDY lysine 48 deubiquitinase 2 (gene mindy2). NCBI's taxonomy places the organism in Eukaryota, Metazoa, Chordata, Actinopteri, Pleuronectiformes, Soleidae. The coding region runs from base 86 to 2254 and encodes 722 amino acids. Gene Ontology annotation, biological process: protein K48-linked deubiquitination. Gene Ontology annotation, molecular function: cysteine-type carboxypeptidase activity; cysteine-type deubiquitinase activity; K48-linked deubiquitinase activity. The transcript is spliced from 9 exons. The record is from RefSeq and is a predicted model, not a curated record. Gene Ontology annotation, cellular component: cell periphery; cytosol.